Molecule: messenger RNA, 2133 nt
Organism: Armigeres subalbatus
Lineage: Eukaryota; Metazoa; Arthropoda; Insecta; Diptera; Culicidae
Exons: 4
Coding region: 1-2133 (710 amino acids)
Source: RefSeq, a predicted model, not a curated record
AUGCGAAAUGAGGAUAACCAUCCUCCGGCACCAUUGGCCACAGAUGCACUCAUCCUGCAGGUGCUGAAGCAGCUUCAACAACAACAACUCGUAACUAACGAGCUCCUCCGUAACCAGCAGCAAUCCAACGAGCAGCAGCGCGCGUUCAUCCAGCAACAGGAGAACGUCCUCCGGAACAUCCAAGUGCAGGUUCCGCCGAAUCCCGAAGCGAUUCUCGACUCGUUGGCGUCGAAUGUGAAAGAGUUUCGGUAUGACGCCGAGAACAAUAUCACCUUUUCGACGUGGUUUUCGCGCUACGAGGAGUUGUUUGCCAACGAUGCUGCACGGUUGGAUGAGCAAGCAAAGGUUAGGUUGCUUAUGCGAAAACUCGGCAUCGCAGAGCACGAGCGUUAUUGCAGUUUCAUCCUGCCGAAGACAACGAAAGAUUUCACUUUCGAUGCAACAGUAACCAAGCUGAAAGGGUUAUUUGGAGCAGCGGAAUCUCUGAUCAGCAAACGCUAUCGGUGCCUUCAGACUGCUAAAAGCUUGACCGAGGAUUUUAUAACGUACACCUGCCGAAUCAACAAAACGUGUGUGGAAUUCGAGCUAUUGUCUUCGGAAUGCCAGCGCUUGCUGAACCUGCGGCACGAUACUGCCAUGAUUGAAACAUCGAACAUCGCAGUGAAUGCAAUCAAACAGCGGUUCCACAAACCAACACGAGCAUGGAAAAACACAUCAAGUACGUCGUCAUCGUCGUCCUGUAGUGAAAAAGCGAAGAAAGUGCCACCCAGUCCUUGUUGGAAGUGCGGGUCGAUGCACUACCUCGACUCGGCGUCCGAUAUCACCGUAAUAUCCAGCGGAACCUGGAAACAACUCGGUGAGCCACCAACAAGAUAUCCGUCAGUGAAUGCCAAGACAGCAUCGGGUGAUUCUCUGCAGCUGCUAUCAGAGUUUGAAUGCUCGAUCACCAUCGAUGAGGUAACGCAAGUGAGUACAAUCUACGUCGUUGAGCAGGACCUGCAUAUCCUGGGGCUAGAUUUGGUGGAGAAAUUCCAGCUUGAUGCCGUUCCGAUGAAUGUUUACUGCCGCCAGGUGAACAAUUCUACCCCCAUAGUCGAGCGGCUCAAGGCCGCUUACCCGCAAGUUUUCAGCAUCAGUCUAGGACGGUGCACCAAAACAACUGUGAAGCUAGACCUCAAACCAGGACAACGACCAGUGAUUUGCCCCAAACGCUCCGUGGUAUACGCCAUGUAUCAAGCCAUAGAUGAGGAUCUGGAUCGUCUGGAGCGUUUAAAGAUCAUUACUCCUAUUGACUAUUCCGAUUGGGCCGCUCUGAUUUCCGAUUGUGGUCGUUUGAACGACGCCCUCCAGCCACAUCAAUAUCCAUUGCCACUCCCACAAGACAUUUUCGUCAAGCUCUCCAACUGUACGGUGUUUAGCAUAAUCGACAUGUCAGAGUCUUACCUCCAGGUUGAUGUCGAUGAUUCAACGAGUACGCUCCUCACUAUCAACACCCACCGGGGUCUCUAUAAGGUAAACCGCCUAGCACCCGGGGUCAAAGCUGCACCAGGGGCAUUCCAACAACUCGUUGACACCAUGCUAGCUGGGCUCAAACAGACUUGCGGUUAUAUCGAUGACGUGAUCGUCGGAGGCGAAAACGAGGAAGAGCAUUGGCAUAACUUAAACGCGCUUUUUCAACGCCUGCAAGAAUUUGGAUUUACUGUCCGUUUGGAGAAGUGCUCGUUUGGACGCAAGCAGAUCAAGUACCUCGCACACAUGCUCGAUCAACAUGGUAUUCGCCCUGAUCCGGCGAAGGUAGAGGCCAUCAAACUAAUGCCAGCACCCACAAAUGUGUCGGAAGUUCGGUCGUUUCUCGGAGCCGUAAACUAUUACGGAAAAUUUGUACCGAAUAUGCGUGCCCUUCGUAGCCCAAUGGAUGAUCUACUGAAAACAGGAGCGAAAUUUGUGUGGACGUCUCAGUGUCAGCGAGCCUUCGACGAAUUCAAGACUAUUUUAUCAUCCGAUUUGCUUUUGACCCAUUACAAUCCAAAACUGGACAUAAUAGUUUCGGCUGAUGCAUCGUCAGUCGGACUGGGAGCGACAAUUAGUCAUUGCCUCCCUGAUGGAUCUAUUACAGUAGUCCAGCAAGCCUAA